This is a messenger RNA of Coregonus sp. 'balchen', 10397 nucleotides long. The record is from the annotation of a GenBank genome assembly. NCBI's taxonomy places the organism in Eukaryota, Metazoa, Chordata, Actinopteri, Salmoniformes, Salmonidae.
AUGGAGAGAGUCCUGUUGUGGGGCAGAGAGGAGAGGAGAGAAGGGAAAGAGAGGAGAGGAAGGAUGGGGAGAAGAGAGGACAGGAAAAUAAUGGGGAGAGUAGAGGAGAGGGGAGUCCUGUUGUCGGGCAGAGAGGAGAGGAGAGGAGGGAUGGGGAGAGUAGAGGAAAGGAGAGGGAAGGCAGGGAGGCAGACAGAGCGGUUGGUUCGUUCUCUUCCCUCCUCUCUUCUCUCCUCGCCUCCGUCCAGUCGGGCGGUUCUCUGAAAAGAAGGACAUGGAGACAGAGGGAUAAUGGUUUUAACAGUACCUUCCCUUUCACUCUUUCUAACUCUCCCCCCUCUCUCUCUUUCUCUUUGUCUCUCUUUCUCUCCUGUUUUCCCAGUGAUGGCAUCAUCCACUGCGCAGCUGUGCUCGGGCUCCUGUCACUGCGUCUAGCAACCAGGUCUGAGUGGCGCCCCCUCUACCAGUCCCCUACAACCCCCUCCCAAAAACAACACCAGCAAAACAAAUGCGACCAUGUACAGUGUGGAUGACCUGCUCAUCUCGCAUGGAUACAAACUGCCCCAAAACACUUCUACCGCCCCUCCUGCUGCCUCCCCCACGCCCCCGUCCUCUUACGAUAACAAGCGUUACGGUGACCCGUCCUCCUGCCGCCAGGAAAUCUUAGAGAGCCGGUCCAGUGGUGGUCAUGGAACAGUGAAUGGGUAUGAGCUACAGUCUGGGCCAGGGGUCUAUGUGUACAGCAACAGCACCAGCAGGCAGCCCCAGCCACCAGCCCCAACCAAAGGCGGGAGGGACAGGAACAGCCAACCACAGAAGAGGGAAGCCGAAAGCGGUAACCAAGGUGACGCGCAUUCCUUGGGCGAUUCUCUCACGACAGAUAGCGGGUGAGUCUGUGUAUGUGUGUGCAGGGGGGGGAUGUCCUCUGCUGUAUCUUUUGGAAUGCUGGUGUUGUUUUCCGUCGUUUUUUUACAUUGCACGCCAUCUUGACCUAUCUUGCUUGCAUGUUGUUGCCUUUGUUAAUGUUGUUGUUGGUUUUUUUCUGCUGCACAGAGCUUGUUUGGCACAAAUAGAUUCAUGCAAAGGUGGACUCCGUCAGUCAAGGAGUUCUGCAUUGGGAGGUUGCAACACAUAUUCGCUCCCUCUCUCUCUUACCCCACUCUCCCUCCCUCCCUCUUCCUCACCCUCUAAUAGACAGGGAGUUGGGGUAAUGCUCCUCUUCUCCCCCCAACUCCCUCCCUCUAUAAAGCCAGUAGAUAGGGAGUUGGGGUAAUGCUCUUCUCCUCCCCCAACUCCCUCCUUCCCUCCUCUUCUCUAUAAAGCCAGUGACAGGGAGUUGGGGUAAUGCUCCUCCCCUCCCUCCCUCCCUCCCUCCCUCCCUCCGCUUCUCUAUAAAGCCAAUAGACAGGGAGUUGGGUUAAUGCUCCUCCCCUCCCUCCCUCCCUCCCUCCCUCCCUCCUCUUCUCUAUAAAGCCAGUAGACAGGGAGUUGGGAUGAUGUGUUCUGGAGUCUUAAUCUGCCACAUGGGACAGUUGUGUUGUAAACAGACUAGAGCUGCUGCUACUGCUGAUAGACCCCAGCACCACCGUCUCAGCAUGCCCAGUUCUGAAGACAGAUCAGCAUCCCAAAUGGCACCCUAAAUCCCUAUAUAGUGCACUACUUUUGACCAGGACGUAAAGGGGGUCCAUAGAGCUCUGUUCAAAAGUAGUGCACUGUAUAGGGAAUAGGGUGCCAUUUUGGACGCAUCUAGACAGAUAGGGACGUCUGCCCGUCGUAUCGAUAGCCUCACUCUUAGUCACCACACAUAGAAACUCACUUAUAUAACACAUUCAACAUUAAUAAUGCACACAGCAUUUAAAUAUGUAGCCUAUAUGAACAAGAGAUGCUGGCUGCUAUAUUUAAUUUAGUUCACGAGUUAUGCAAUGGAAACCUUUCCCGGGGAAUGUCCCUGAGUGUUAAAAUGUAGGAUUUUUACAGAGACACUUUUUCUUUCGUCACUGCCUUUCUUCUUGUCAGCUCGAGUAGCCUAGUUGCAGUACCAGUCCUGGAGGAUUGUGUAUUGAAUAGCUCUGUAGAUACAGGACGGUCAAUAGCAUACAUCAGUCAUGGAGAUCCUAUAGCUUAAUUCAUUCUAUAUGUAAUUCUAUGAUAUCAGUGCCCAAUGCCACUCAAGUAUAUACAGUCGUGGUCAAAAGCUUUGAGAAUGACAUAAGUAUUGGUCUUCACAAAGUUUGUUGCUUCAGUAUUUUUAGAUAUUUUGGGCAGAUGUUACUAUGCUAUAUUGAAGUAUAAUUACAAGCAUUCCAUAAGUGUCAAAGGCUUUUAUUGAGAAUUACAUUAAGUUUAUGCAAAGAGUCAAUAUUUGCAUAUUCUUUUUCAAGACCUCUGCAAUCCGCCCUGGCAUGCUGUCAAAUAACUUCUGGGCCACAUCCUGACUGAUGGCAGCCCAUUCUUGCAUAAUCUAUGCUUGGAGUUUGUCAGAAUUUGUGGGUUUUUGUUUGUCCACCCACCUCUUGAGGAUGGACCACAUGUUCUCAAUGGGAUUAAGGUCUGGGGAGUUUCCUGGCCAUGGACCCAAAAUGUCGAUGUUUUGUUCCCCGAGCCACUUAGUUAUCACUUUUGCCUUAUGGCAAGGUGCUCCAUCAUGCUGGAAAAGGCAUUGUUCGUCACCAAACUGUUCUUGGAUGGUUGGGAGAAGUUGCUCUCUGAGGAUGUGUUGGUACCAUUCUUUAUUCAUGGCUGUGUUCUUAGGCAAGAUUGUGAGUGAGCCCACUCCCUUGGCUGAGAAGCAACCCCACAUAUGAAUGGUCUCAGGAUGCUUUACUGUUGGCAUGACACAGGACUGAUGGUAGCGCUCACCUUGUCUUCUCCGGACAAGCUUUUUUCCGGAUGCCCCAAACAAUCGGAAAGGGGAUUCAUCAGAGAAAAUGACUUUACCCCAGUCCUCAGCAGUCCAAUCCCUGUACCUUUUGCAGAAUAUCAGUCUGUCCCUGAUGUUUUUCCUGGAGAGAAGUGGCUUCUUUGACCAUCCUCCAAAAGUCUUCACCUCACUGUGCGUGCAGAUGCACUCACACCUGCCUGCUGCCAUUCCUGAGCAAGCUCUGCACUGGUGGUGCCCCGAUCCCGCAGCUGAAUCAACUUUAGGAGACGGUCCUGGCGCUUGCUGGACUUUCUUGGGCGCCCUGAAGCCUUCUUCACAACAAUUGAACCUCUCUCCUUGAAGUUCUUGAUGAUCCGAUAAAUGGUUGAUUUAGGUGCAAUCUUACUAGCAGCAAUAUCCUUGCCUGUGAAGCCCUUCUUGUGCAAAGCAAUGAUGACGGCACGUGUUUCCUUGCAGGUAACCAUGGUUAACAGAGGAAGAACAAUGAUUUCAAGCACCACCCUCCUUUUCAAGCUUCCAGUCUGUUAUUCUAACUCAAUCAGCAUGACAGAGUGAUCUCCAGCCUUGUCCUCAUCAACACUCUCACCUGUGUUAUCGAGAGAAUCACUGACAUGAUGUCAGCUGGUCCUUUUGUGGCAGGGCUGAAAUGCAGUGGAAAUGUUUUUGGGGGAUCAAGUUCAUUUUCAUGGCAAAUAAAAACUGAGGCAGCAGACUUUGUAAAAAUUAAUAUUUGUGUCAUUCUCAAAACAUUUGACCACGACUGAACUAUUUGCUUAUAGAACAGUCAUUUGACCUUAUAAUAAUAAUAAUAAUAUGCCAUUUAGCAGACGCUUUUAUCCAAAGCGACUUACAGUCAUGCGUGCAUACAUUUUUUGACCUUGAAUACAAUCCAUGGAUACAUUGAUGAUAUUAGGCAACAUAAUACAACCUGCAUAUUCCCUACCCUUGCCUCAAGUCCAAACAGUGCAUUUGAUUUGAAAAUGGAAGAUAAUCAAAUGAACCACUUAUAAAAAAUUGCUGUUGCUGGUGUGUUUUUAGCUUAGUUUUAGAACAUACAUAUGGAAUAUUCCUAAUCUUUCCACUAGGAGGUGCAGAUAAUAUCCACUGGUCAAAUCAAAUGAAAUCAAAUUUUAUUGGUCACAUGCGCCGAAUACAACAGGUGCAGACAUUACAGUGAAAUGCUUACUUACAGCCCUUAACCAACAGUGCAUUUAUUUUAAACAAAAAAAGUAAAAAUAAAACAACAACAACAAAAAAAGUGUUGAGAAAAAAAAGAGCAGAAGUAAAAUAAAGUGACAGUAGGGAGGCUAUAUAUACAGGGGUGAUUGGCUAACUAGGCUAUAAUAUAUUAUGGAAUGCAGUGGAGCUUACCUAAUGGUCACGCCUGCCUGUACUGACAUUACAUGAAAAAGGCAGAUCAGAUCAUGGAUGGAAAAUCAGCCUCCAUCAGCCCAUAGGGUGCACACAUGUGCAUGUUUGUUAACAUGUUCAGUAGGAAUAUCCAGAAAUAGAGAUUGUGAGCUUGCAGAGAGAGAUGGUGAUAAACACAGUGUAUUGUUCUGCAAAUCAGAAAUGCUGUUAUGAAGUCUUCAGAUACAGUACAGUAUCAGUAGCAGACUGACUUUAGUAGUCUAGUGGUGGCCUGUCUGUGGUGGUCUAUCUCCCCCUAGUGGUAGAGGGGCUCAACGCAGACACAUCAUCACUUUCAUCUACUGGAUAACUAUUCCUGAUGUGUCCUGUGUGUGUUCUGUGGGUUCUAUGGUCUAUGAGCGAACCAUUGGUUCUAAGUUCUAAUACUGUGUAUGUUCUGUGUUCUAGGUUCUAAUGUGUGUUCUGUGUCUUCUAGGUUCUGAUACUGUGUUCUGUGUUCUAGGUUCGAUGAGGGGCCCAGAGGGGUGUAUUAUCAUCCUAGGGGCCCCAGAGACGUGUCCUACUGGAGGAGGAGGGGCCAGGACUUCAGCGUUCUCCUGGACUACGCUGACUUCAGAGAGCCCGGAGGAGGUGGUAACAAUAGCAGGACAGAGGGGGUGCAGCAGCAGCAGAGACAGGAGGUGAUUUGAUUCUUUGAUUUGUUUAUUUAACAAUUAAAGAUGAAAUAGUCCUAUAUAGUGCACUACUUUUGACCAGAGCCCAUGGGUGCACUAAAAAGUAGUACACUAUAUUGGGAAUAGGUUGCCAUUUGGGAACGAGCCAAAGACCAUUGUGGUUCUGUCCUCUGUCUAGGUGCCCCCAGAGGACUGCCAGCAGCGUGAGAGGCAGUGUUGGGCAGCUCAGUCCCAAGCUCAGGCCCGCUCCAGGCAGAGAGAGGCAGCACUGCAGCAGUGGAGGAUGACCACCGUGGAGAGGAAGUGUCAGAGCCUGGGCACGGAUGAGUGGCGGCCCACCGUGGUGAGCUUCGCGUGCCAGCUUUCAGACAGCGAGGGCAAGACGUGGUCUCAGGCUCAGGAGCAGUAUCUGCAGCAGCGCCACCUCCGCAUACCGGAUGGCGCUGUGGUUGUAAUGGGGCCCAGGAGCGAAGGGAAGGCCCAGUCUCUGCCCCGGAUGCUGCAACCGGACAGCCUGCAGUAUGUGGACAUGUCUGGGUCUAUUGGGUCUGGGCCUGGGCAGGACGUGUAUAGGAGGGUCAACGGCCACCCAGGGUCUCAUCACGACCCUUACAGCAGAUAUAACCACGACCAGGCCGGGGCAGGAAACAGGGACAGGUGGCCUGAGAACGACAGCAGACCCUCCAGUCAGGCUAGUAUGGCUAGCCAGGUCAGCAAAGUGAGUCAGGCUUCUCAAGUACCAAAGGUCCGGUUCAGCCGUCCCCUGCGACCUCCGUCCUACGAGGUGCACCAGCAGACCCGGGGGAGCUCUGAAACGCUGUCAGGAGACCCAGCAGCAGCAUCAACCCCCCAGCCCCAGGCCAGGGACAGAACCCCCCUUCCUCACCCAAGGAUAGGUGACCCCAGUCUGGACUAUUGUACACAUGAUGGAGGGUCUGGCACGGAGCCUCCGGGGUAUAUCCCUCCCCCAUCGUAUCCCCCCAAGAGAGCUCCUCGACCUAUGAGAGGGGGCCAUGGAGGUCACAGGGGCUAUGGAGAGGUUCCUGUCAACUACAGGUAAGAAAUUAUGUAGCUAACCUACUCAUGAUUUUAUAUUGCUUGUUUACUUUGCUUUUGAAGCACUUUGACAUUGUUUUCUGUAAUGAAUAGCGCUAUAGAGAAGAAUCUGCUAAAUGACCAAAUAAAUGUAAAUGCAGUGUACAAUUUAGAAGUUAAAUAAAUUAUAAUGUGUAAUUAUCAGGUACCACCAGUUGUACCAGCAGCAGCAGAAGCAGCAGAUGCGUGGGACCCCAGACCCCUGGUUCGGUAGCAGACACACCAGUGGCGGAGGUUCCUGGCCGGAGCCUCACAGAGAGAGGAGUGUGCCCCACAGAAAGCAGCACUACCCUGGCUACAGCAAGCAGCAGCACCAGCCGGGCCUGGGUCCUGGCGUCCAGUACAUCCCCUUUGACGACCCACGCGUCCGACAUGUCUCCAGGGGAGGAAACUCGUCUCUAGGCGGCGGAGGUAACUCCAUGACGGACGCCGACAAGAUCCGCCACAUCCGUAACUUCACAUCCUCCGAGCUUCCCAGUGUCACCGUGUCAGACCACUCGUCUGAUGACAGUGCCUUUUUGUCCUCCACCUCCAAGGGGGCGCCGCCGCCACUUGCAAGCACGCCAGACCUGGCUAGUCUCAUGCCGCUGAGGUCUGCUAGCGACUAUGACAAUGAGAAUAACAGGUGGCAGCAACAACAGCAGCACUGUGAUUUGCACAAAGAGACUGGCUCACUAGAUAACUUCCCAGCUGCAACUUCCCAAAACUGUAACAGGUAUAAUCAUAAACCAAACCAAGGUGGUCCCUCUGCCUUCCAGCCACCGGCUCCGGCUCCGUCGGUGCGUCACAGCUCCAGCUCAGACCAGGGCUUCUCGGAAACAACCAUCACACAGGUGAAGAAGAUAGUUCCAGGAGACUCAGGGGUAGACAACAACAACAGAAACUCUAAGAGGAAGUCUCACAGUGAGACCAUAUUCUGCCUGGUGUCUAUCCCCAUCCACAUGCAACAAACCAAUAAAGACUCAGCAGCAGACCAGAACAAUAACGAGAAGAUGCCUGCCAGUCUGCCAAGUAUUCUGCCUAUCGUGAGCGUCGUCGCCACAGAAGACAACCACAACACUGUGGUCCAAUCCAAAUCAGAGAAUAGCCAAAGCCUCUGUAGCAAGUCGUUAUCAGACAUGGGUCUCAAACCCCCCUCCCACACCGGCAGCUUCACCUCAAUGAGAAGUACCAGGAAGGGUCCUCUGAGGAAGGAGAUAGUAGACACCUGGUCACUCCAGGCCAGUGCUGACAAGGAGCUGUGCUACGCCGGCUCCUGGCCCGGGGAUCAAUACAGGAACCAAGAGACCCAGACCAGCUCACCCGUGGUGGUGAAGGAUCCUGGGGGUACAGGGGGGACAGGUCAGCCUCAGAGUCCCCCUGGAGGACAGGGUCAGGGAGGACAGCCGGGGCAGGAGACAGGCCACCCGGCCUCCGACACCACCAUGGACAGCGGUGUGGGCACAGACUGCAGCUCCGGCUCCUACGGUGUGGACUAUCCAAUGAAGGGCCAGAAGAACCUCCACCCGUCCUGCAACAGCGCCUUCUCCCGUCUCAGUAUCAGCCCGGUCCAGUCCCUGUCACUCCCACCCCAGCCUCCACCCUCUGGGCCUGGGGACGGGAGAGACCAACAGACCUCCACAUCCAGGAAGACUGGUACUACCACCACCACCUCCAACACCACCAAACCCCCAGUCAAUGCCAGCGCUAACAGCCAGGGCCAGGUGGCGUUCGGCCAGUUCCUGCUUAAGCCGGUGAGCCGCCGGCCGUGGGACGCCAUCGAGGAGCUGGAGAGUUUCAACAAGGCCGCAGGCGUAGAUCUAGACCAGGUCCAGAAGAAACAGAAGGUCCAGCCCAGGAGACCCAGUGUGGACCAGUGUAUAGACGACCUGGACGAGGUCUACAGGAACAUCAUGGAGCUGAGCGGAGAAGACACACAACAACAACAACAUCAGCACAUAGCCUCUCCGCAUCUGGACCCUGAGAGGGAGACGGUUAGCCUUCCAGACCAGCGCCUGAAUAACAAACCCAACAUCAACAUCCCUACCAUCAGGCCAAGGCUAGACAGCUGGGGCCCUGGCUCUACCAUAGACCCAGACUACAGGGAGGUGAGGAGUGCCUUCUCCAGGCCCCAGCCCCAGAGCAGGACUAGCAUCCUCAGACUGAAGAGAGAGGAUAUGGUUCCCACUGCCACCCUAACAGAGCCCACUGGCUUCAGAGACUACAACUCCCGCAAUGCACAUGGUGACCCCAGGGUAACCUAUGACUCCAGACUGACCUACAGGCAGGACCAAGAGCAGGACAUCCCCGUCGCCAAGGAGUCUCUACUGAGGGACGUGGGGCUCACCGUCUACACAGAGGCCCCUGGAGGCCCCGUAGAGCAGGGCCAGCACUGUGGCCCCCCAUUCACACUGAUCACACCAUUAGACCACAAGGAACUAUGUCAGAAUGUACAGCUAUCAAGGGAGAGCAGAGACAGAGCAUUUUUAACCAAGAAUAACCAGGUUGAGGUUGUGGACAUCAGUGAUGGCAAUAAUAAGGAAGAGCUUGGCUCCACUAAAGUAGUGGAGGGGGGGAGGAAGGUAAAGACGGAUAACGUGCCCAUCGUGCCACCCAGAUUUAGGGGGCAUGAGCCCAAUCUGAACAUCCGCAGGACCCGGAGUGAGAACAGCAGGUCGCCCAGAGGUGAAGGGUCGCAGGGGAUGCCACACACUGGCAGAUUGACCAGGGAGGUAGCGUUUGCGUUCAAGGAUGAUGACUACAGAUACAGUGACAGCUCCGAUCCUCUGAGUUGGCGUAACGAGGCUACGUUGGCAGAUAUACACCUGGAGACCCUGCUGAUCAAAGAGAAGGCAAACACCAUGCCCACAGAGGACCUGAGUAAUCUAUAUGAGGUGAAGUGUGCCAAGGGGAUCCCUGAGAACGAGACAAUGGAACAGAGAGCAGCCAGGAUAUUGGGGAUAGACGUAGCCCCGGAUUCACUGCAAGGGAUGGUCCAGCAGAGAGAGGAGGAGAAGAGAGAGGAGGAGCAGAGAGAGGAGGAGGGGUCACUGCAGGGGGUCGUAGAGGAGAGAGAGGAGGAGCAGAGAGAGGAGGAGUCACUGCAGGGGUUCGUCAAGGAGAGAGAGGACAACAGGCAGGAGUACAGAGAGGAUGAGGGAGAAACUGUCAAAGGUGAAACACAGGAGCACAGAGACAACACAGAGAUUGAGAGCGAGACCCAGGAACUCAGUCCAGAAGGAGCACAUGCUGUGGAAUCACUGGGCGUGGUUGAACAGAAAGAGGAGGAGCACAGAGACAACCCAGAGAAUGAGGACAAAACUCUAAUAGGAGAAACACUGGAGCACAGUCCAGACGAAGACAGAGAUACACAGCAUGUGAGAAGACAGUACGAGCAAGUGAUGAAGGUACAGGUAUCCAUGGUUACCUUGGGAGAGGAGACGACAGAAGAAGAGAAGACAGGAGGAGGACCCAGUAAGGAUGACAGCCUAUCAGUAUGUGAGGACAAACAUGAUGGAGGAGACAGAGAGAGCCAAAGCCACUCCUCCAUGGUGCUGGACCUGCCAGAGUUUCCCCCCAGCAGCCUCCCCUUGUCACUUCCUGUGACCCCAGACGAGGAGCUGGCCCUUAGCUUGCUGAGUGUGGGUGGAGGAGGGGAGAGGAAGGGGCACAUUGGUGGUGCCUCCCCCAGGCUCUCAUCCUCUACGUCGCCAGGCUGCACAGAGAGCAUGGCCCACAUGGAUGAGGUGUUCUCAGUCUCCUGCGUCCUUAUCAGGAGUUUAGACUCAGGAGAGGCAGAGGCAGAGCAGGAGAAAGAUGAAGGGAUGAGCCAGGCAGAGAAGAAGAGAGAGAGAGAAGAGAUGGAAGAGGACGAGUUGAGGAUAGAGUCAGAGCCAGAGGGGAAAGAGAUAGACAGGGCAGACAAGAGAGAAGAUGAUAGGAGAGUGUCCGGAGAGGAGAAAGAGCUAGAGGAAGAGUUGAAAAUAGAGGAGAAAGAGCAAGAGUUGACAAUCAAGGUGGAGAAAGAGCUAAAGGUGAGAAUGGAGGAGGAGAAAAGGGAGAGUCAGGAGGAAGAGGAAAGAGAAGCGCAGGAGGAAGAGAAAGAGCCAGAGGUGAAAAGAGAGGAGGAGAGGAGUAAAAAGUCAGAUGAAGAACAGCAACAGGAGGUUCGGCCAGAGCUGGUGUCCAGGCCAGUGAAACCUCCUCUCCUUCCCAAGCCUGUCCCCAUGCCUCGCAGCAGCACGGUGGCCAAAAGAGAGAUCACCCUUCCCCUGAGCUUCAGUGUCUCUUCCUGUGGCUCCUCUACAACCUUAGAGGAUGACGAGCUGCUCUUAGGUAGGAACAUGGACACACACACCUUUAACAAUAAUACAUGUAACUGUUACAUAUUUAUAUAG